UAGUAAUCAUCUAGCUGUGAUUAACUACCCCUCUAAAUUUACCUUUAAGAGUAGAGCUCCAAUCCCCCAACCACCAUUCCGUCAAUCAUGGCUUUUAAUUUCUCUUUCCUCUUUCACCUUAUCGUCUCUCUUUUCUUCCUUCUCAACCACCCUAUCUUCUCCUUUGCAAACAAUCUCCACAAAACAAAGCCUCUUUUCAAUUCACAACUCUUCUCUGAAGACAAUGGGAAUGCUCCAACCCCUGCUCCAACAACCUAUUUUGAAGUCACAAAGCCUAUACAACUGCCCAAGACUAAGCCUUGCUCCUAUUUGAUUCUUCAACAUGAUUUUGGCUUCACCUAUGGCAAGCCACCAGUUUUUGCAAAUUACACUCCACCCUCCAACUGCCCUUCUCAGAAAUUUUCAAAAAUUGUUUUUGAAUGGAAGGCCUCCAGCAAAGGGAGGCAAUUCGAUAGAAUUUUUGGAGUUUGGCUUGGUGGUGUGGAGAUUUUGAGGAGUUGUACUGCUGAACCAAGAGCUACUGGGAUUGUUUGGACUGUUGAGAAGGACAUCACUAGGUAUUAUUCUUUGCUUAUGACUAAUCAGACCCUUGCUGUUUAUCUGGGCAAUCUUGUUGACAAGACUUAUACUGGUAUUUACCAUGUGAAUAUUAGUGUGCAUUUUUAUCCCGCUGAGGAAAAUUAUGGUUUUAGUGGGCUGAAUAUAGAUGAUUCUGCUAAUUCUGGGGCUGAUCUGAUAUUGCCCAUAUCAAGAAAUUUGCCAUUGAAUGAUGGGUUAUGGUUUGAAAUUCAGAAUUCUACCGAUGUGGAGUCUAAGGAGUUUCGUAUUCCACCAAAUGUGUACAGGGCUGUCUUGGAAGUUUAUGUUUCAUUUCAUGAAAAUGAUGAAUUUUGGUACGGAAAUUUUCCAAAUGAGUACAUUGCUGCCAAUAACCUUACAGGUUACGCAGGAAAUGGUCCUUUUAGAGAGGUUCUUGUGAGUUUAGAUGAUGUUUUGGCUGGUUCUAUCUGGCCAUUUACAGUGGUUUAUACUGGGGGUAUUGAUCCCCUGUUGUGGAGACCUAUUACCGGAAUUGGAUCGUUUGAUCUGCCUACCUAUGACAUUGAGAUUACUCCUUUUUUGGGCAAGAUAUUGGAUGGAAAGACUCAUAAACUUGGCUUUAGUGUUGCGAGUGCUUUGAAUGUCUGGUACAUAGAUGCAAAUUUGCAUCUUUGGUUGGACAAAAAGAGUGCGAAGACAGAAGGCGAGCUGUUAAGUCACGAUAGCCCGCCCCUAACCUUUUCCUUCGCAGCGAAUUUCACAGGUUUGGAUGGAUCAUUCUUCAUAAAUGCCAGUAGGACUAUAACAUCAGAAGGAUGGGUGAAGUCAUCAUCAUACGGUACUAUCAUCACCAAGGCAACUCAAGACUUGAAAUACAGGAACUUUAUGGUUCUGGGAAACGAGGCUAAUAGGCAGAUUGUAAAUCAGACAAUUGAGUUCAAUGACAUGGUUUCUGCUAGGACUCUGUCUUCAGUAAAGUCGAUCAAAUCCCUGAAACAUUUUCCUUUUUACUUGUAUACAGAUGUUACGGAUCGAGCAAAUGGAACAUAUGUUUCUGUGUCAAAUGUAGCUCUGGGUUUUGACGAGAAGAAGAUUAAGAAAUCUGACCAGGGAUUGUCCGUCAGCUGUCUCAAAAACAUACAGAAGGGAAACAGUAGCAUGCUUGUAAAGGGGAAUUUGGUAAUUAGCGGAUUGGGUACUACAAACCAAGCCUACAGCUACAAGGAUAAUGAAUUCUGCUAUCUCAGGAAUGUAGGCAGCUCAAAUUACACCAUUCUUUACGACAAAGUUAGCAACAUUUGCAGUAAAAGACAAAAGCAUCAUUUGUUUAAUCGGUUCUUGCCUUCGUAGAUGGUGAUUUUGAAGGCAUUUCUUCUCAAGAGGUAUCUCUCAUUGAAAGUUGGAGAUGAGGGUUGCUAUUUUCAUUGUCUGAUCGGUUCCUUGAUUAGUUUACAUCUCUGAGCAAUUCUAGAUGCUGGUUCAUGGCUGACUACUUUUCACAUUGCUGUCAUUUGCUGCUGCUUAUCUUGAUGGCUACCCGGAUGCUUUAAACAGCCAAUUCUUGCUCUUCUUGGAUUUGUUCAAUUCAGCUAAUGCAAAACGAACAAUGUAGGCCGUCCAUAUUGCAUUUUUAGAAUUUCAAGCAUGAUCCUUCGUUCUUUUA
Coffea arabica (coffee) is the source of this 2203-nucleotide messenger RNA. Its product is annotated as peptide-N4-(N-acetyl-beta-glucosaminyl)asparagine amidase A. The record is from RefSeq and is a predicted model, not a curated record. Lineage: Eukaryota; Viridiplantae; Streptophyta; Magnoliopsida; Gentianales; Rubiaceae.